Messenger RNA from Ilyonectria robusta, 335 nucleotides. RefSeq lists its product as uncharacterized. The record is from RefSeq and is a predicted model, not a curated record. The transcript has a single exon. Bases 56 to 253 code for a protein of 65 amino acids. Lineage: Eukaryota; Fungi; Ascomycota; Sordariomycetes; Hypocreales; Nectriaceae.
CUAGGGUUGGCACAUCACUUCUAGAUCUCUGGAGCCGACGUGGGGCGGGUGCGAUAUGAUUGCCAUAAGUGGAUUGUACUUGAAGUGGUCGGAUUGGUUUGAUAGCAGCGCUGACAUUGCCGCCUGGAUCAACGCGAGAUGGAAUUCACCUGGGGAGAUUGAGAGUGAAGCUUGGAUAAACUCAACAAAAUGGGCACAAAACCCCUUCUGUGAGACAGUCAAGAGGUUCCUCCGAUGCCUCGGUUGCCGCUGAUCCAAUCCGUAUUGCUGGCGGGAAAGAGAUAAUUGUUGUGUACAAGUCGUUGAUUGCGAAAGUACCUCUAGGCCGGAUUGGG